AUGGACCAACAGAACUUUACAAUGCCUACUGAGUUCAUUCUUACGGGAGUCACAAGGCGGCCAGAGUUGCAGCUCCCCCUUUUUGGGGUCUUCCUUCUCAUCUACACAGUCACAGUGGUAGGAAACCUGGGCAUGAUCAUUCUAACCAAGCUGGACUCUCACCUACACACACCUAUGUAUUUCUUCAUCAGACACCUGGCCUUCAUCGACCUUGGCAAUUCCACUGUCAUUUGUCCCAAGAUGUUGGUGAAUUUUGUGGUGGACCAGAAUACCAUUUCCUAUUAUGCUUGUGCCACACAGCUGGCACUCUUCCUGAUGUUUAUUAUCAGUGAAUUUUUCAUCUUGUCCUCUAUGGCCUAUGACCGCUAUGUGGCCAUCUGUAACCCUCUGCUCUACAAUGUCAUCAUGUCUCAGAGGCUCUGUCAUGUGCUGGUGGGCCUCCCAUACCUCUACAGUGCCUUUCAAGCUUUGUUGUUUACUAUUAAGAUUUUUUCUUUGACCUUCUGUGGGUCUAAUAUCAUUAGUCAUUUCUACUGUGAUGAUAUUCCUCUGUUGCCUAUGCUGUGCUCAAAUGCACAGGAAAUACAAUUCUUGAUCAUAGCAUUUUCAUCAUUUAACCUGACCUCCUCCCUCUUCAUAGUCCUAAUAUCUUACAUUCUGAUUCUUUUAGCUGUAAGUAGAAUGAAAUCUACAGAAGGAAGGAAAAAAGUUUUCUCCACAUGUGGCUCUCAUCUAACAGUGGUGAUGGUAUUCUAUGGGACUCUGUUUUUCAUGUACUUACAACCCAAAUCAACUGACACUUUUGAGACUGAUAAAAUAGCUUCUGUGUUUUACACAUUGGUGAUCCCAAUGCUGAACCCUUUGAUCUAUAGCUUAAGGAACAAGGAGGUUAAAAAUGCCUUCCACAGAAUCUUUAAGAAUUUGUGUAAGUGA
Molecule: messenger RNA, 933 nt
Organism: Perognathus longimembris pacificus (Pacific pocket mouse)
Lineage: Eukaryota; Metazoa; Chordata; Mammalia; Rodentia; Heteromyidae
Product: olfactory receptor 8K5-like
Exons: 1
Coding region: 1-933 (310 amino acids)
Biological process (GO): G protein-coupled receptor signaling pathway; sensory perception of smell
Cellular component (GO): membrane
Molecular function (GO): G protein-coupled receptor activity; odorant binding; olfactory receptor activity
Source: RefSeq, a predicted model, not a curated record